Exophiala dermatitidis NIH/UT8656 is the source of this 4727-nucleotide messenger RNA. RefSeq lists its product as uncharacterized. The record is from RefSeq and is a predicted model, not a curated record. The coding region runs from base 3901 to 4446 and encodes 181 amino acids. The transcript has a single exon. Lineage: Eukaryota; Fungi; Ascomycota; Eurotiomycetes; Chaetothyriales; Herpotrichiellaceae.
CAUCUCCUUGCGAAAGGAAUGACGGUUGGACCGAGGUCCACUCGGCUGACAUGCCGCCGGAAUGUUGUUUUUGCCGCGGUUUAGUGUGAAGUGACUCGUUUUCUCCAUCCCUCGACGGCCUCAACUUCAUCGUCCCUUUAUCAACCUCCCUACUCCCUUCCAGCCGCGUCUCACGCCAAUCAGAGACUGUCUUUAUCCUGGUGGUGGAGAUGCCGUACCAGGUUACUGUGAAGACUGCGCCGGUUCACAACCUUGUCCGAUCCGUCCCUCCUCGAGCGCGAUACCACCUCCACGAGCACCGAUGAUGUUCUACCGAGCCCGACGACGCUUCUUGGCCGGCUCCUCUACCCUCGUUUCUCCCUCAUCCUCCUCGCGCUCUUUUCGCUUCCUAUGAUCCGGGGUACCAAAAUCAUUGUUGAGGCCUUGCAUAUCCAGUAGAUCGUGGACUGCGUAUGGAGAUCCACUGAUGUGCUGCGGAUCCGCUGGCCCUUCUUGAAGAAGAACGGAUAAUGUGUCCUUGGUUUCAAAUUCGACCCUUUUACGAAAGGUUCCUUGGUGGUCGAUGAACGACCGAUCGCCGACCGACCCGGGAAGCCCAUGGCCGUUCACGAUAAAUCGCGCCGCCCGUUUAGACAACUGUUCCAGCAGCACCUCGAGCUCGGGACUAUUUCGAGGCAAACGACAGAAGAUAUGGCCCGAUCCAGAAUACUUCCCCUUAAUCUUCUUCGGCUUUAAGUCGAGUUCAAAGUAGAAACGCGUCGCAACGAGGCAACGCGCGACGACAUCGACAUCCUCCGACCGACAGAACUGUUCCCGAGCUUUUGUUGCCAGCUCGUGCAUCCUGCCUGUAUCAUCCAAGUCGACCUCUCUGUCCAGUUCAACGUCGAAUCGGAAGUACCGCCCAUCUAACUCUGCCCGUCGUCCAUUCUUGAACGCUUGGGCGAUUUUUUUACCGUUGAUUAAUUCCAUGAAGGCUCUGUACGAUCGUGGCAGGAAGCCCUCUCUCCAGAUCGCACGCAGUCUGCUGGAGUGGGACGUUGGUAUGCGUGGUCCUGAGGACCCGGUGCCGAGGGAGACGACCACAUUGGGCCUGCGAGUCGGGGGCCACACCACGGGGAUUUCCCACAGAGGGAGGUCGACGGGAUUGUUCCUCCACAGAGCUCCGUCUUGAAAGGUUCCUACCCCCGGAAUGCGCUUUGCUGGAAAGUACCUCGUGGCCGUGUGAGCUGCUCAGAACUUUGAGAGGGUUGGACAGCAACAUACCACGGUGCCGCAGAUCCGCUCAUUGCGCUUGCAUGCAAUUUCAGUCAUCUUUGCAUACUCCAACGAAGGAAAUAGCAAAUGCACACUUACAUCUCCCACAAACGAAUCCUUUUCCGCCCAUCUUGCGACCGGAUAAUGCGAUAUCCUGCCCAUCCGUCAGAAAUCGCUCUCACGUUGCCAGUUCGGGUUUUAAAGUACCACAGUCCUGCGGCCUCGGUCCCGCUCCAUUAUAGUUGGUGAAGAGGCAAGGGUCUGUUCCCAGAACUGUGGUCACCGGUAUUCCCACUUUCGCCCCGAUAGCGGUUGCAUACGAGUAAUCCAGGAUGCUCAUGUCGUUGCCGAAAACUCCCUUCAGCGCACCUUCCAAAUUAUGAGCUGGGUACAGACCGUCGGCCCAAUACGACACAAGAAACCAGAGAAUAUGCGACAGGAUCGGAAUGCGGGAGACGAUGGGUAUGUGAGAAAUCCAACGGGGCUUGAAUGCCCUUCUUGCGAAAGAUUCGAACACAUUUGCGCAAUCAUCGACUGGCCAUCCAUUGAUGAACAAGGCCAGGAUGAUAAGCCCCCCUAACAAGCUUCAGCGUUGGUCAUUCAUCGAAUCAAGCAUACUUACCGGAACUGGUGCCGAAUCCAACGUCGAAGUAAUCCUGAACGGGGAUCUGUAGGCCGAUCCUGUCCUGCAGUAUUUGUAAAAAUGGUAGUGGUAUAGCUCCCUUGAUACCACCUCCGUCGAUGGUUAAUACGUUGACCCCGGCGGUAUCGGGCUUUAUUUUUACCGUCACGUCUCGAAGCGCCAUGUCGCAGAGGAAACAGCGCCGAAUGCUGAACGCCCACCGAUCAUUCUUAUCCGGCGUCCCGAAAAUUCGUACACAAUUUUCGCAGACCCCGUGUCCGCACGGCAGAUUAGUUUCCAGCAGGCGACGCAAACAUACAAAACAGAGGUCGUCACUCAGCAGCCGCUUCCAGCGAUUCUUAAACCUCUGGAGAUUAUUACGGUGUACCAUCAUGGAUGGCGUGCCGGUGCCGCGUAUGAGGUCAUUAAAGCAUUUCUCCAGCUCCUCCGAGACGAUUUUGACGAAGCUAGACGGGAGGACAAAGUUUGUCGAACCGUCGUGGACUAGCACACCAGUUCUGGCCACCUGGUAGCAUGCGUCAUUGUAUAGGGUGUGAAACACAUCUCCGGGGUUGAACGCCAUGGGGCCGUUAGACUGAUCCCGCCAAACGCAGAAAGGAGGGCCGACUUACCGUGCAUGCCGGGAGGGUAGUGAUCCAGCAGGAGGCUCGAUGCGAUCAUUGGCACCGCGAAGUCCGUCAACUCUUCGGGCGAUUUGAUGUGCUUCAGGAAGUUGGACAGGUGCAUGUCUAGGUCGGGCGAGACAGAAUUUUGCAAACGCGACGCUUUGACGAAAUCGAACGGCUCCCUUGUGGUUCUGCCAAAGUGGUCACUCGCAUAUUUGAAGAAUGCGGCCAAAUGUCUCGCAGAGAAGAGCAUUCUUGCCUCUAGCUUGUGCCUUCGACCUUGAUCCAGUACCCGGACCAAGUAUUCCUCCAGCCGCCGGUAGCAGUGCCCUCCGUGGGGCACGGUUACCACUUCGAGAGCCGAUAACCUCUCUGCGGGAUUUUUGGUGGUCUCUUCUCUGAGCGCUCCCAGAAGGACCUCACUGGCCUCCUUGUCGCUUUCCGCUCCGGAGUCUGUGGCCUCCAUCACCACGACCACCCGUGGAUAUGUUGUCUUCGGUAGUGUCGACGGCUUGCCAUGCUCGAGCCACGAUGCGAGUCGACGUACCACGGGACCAAACCCGCCGACGUCGGUGGAAAAGAAGCAAAAGACAUCGGCAAAGGCGCCCAGGAGACGGGAAUAGAGAUGAUCAGCGGCAUCUUCUAAAGCCAGAUCUCGGACCCCUGCCCGGAUGCGAGGAAGCAUCAGCUGUCUUGUCUCGUGGCAUUGGGCCGAGGACCUUUUUUUUAAGUCCCGGUACGGAAGGUCGCCAUCUGCUAGAAGCACGGGGACGUCCCGGAACACAUCGCGAUUUCCCCGUUGGAGAUGUACUCCGCCGCCACGUUUCCGUCUGCCUGCCGACUUCGGCCUGUUCUCCUCUCCACCGAGGGAUCGAAGGGCUGACAAUUUGGCGGUAUGGCCGAUGAAAACCAACAGGCUGGGCUGCUGAAGGUCAGGGCUGGGAAAUUCGUCGAUAAGCGUUUGAAGCCGGUCCGAGAUGAACAAGAUGACUUCGUUUCGUUCGAUGCGGAGGUUGAGCCAAUCGCUGUGAUGACAGCGUGCCAUCAUGAAAGCCGAAAUGCUACUGUGAGUCCCAGUAUUGAGAUUGUGAGGUGCACAAGAGAAGAUACUUUUAACACAUCACGGCUAACCGUCGUCCUGUGAGGAGAGCUCAAUCCAGACCCUGGAACAGCGAGCGAGGAAAAGGAAACAGACAGAAGGAAGAGACUCGAACAGGCUCCAAACGCCGCCCUUCGAGAUCCAAUUUUGAACAAGCCAUGAAUCUGGUUUCCGUUUUGGGCUCCUCACAAGAUACCAUUAGGUUGACUGGCGUUCCCCGUCUAUUUCUUCUCGAUAUGCAAGCUGAAUCGACGCUCUUUUGGCGACUGCGCAGGUGAACAUAGUGCAGAGCGCUGAUCAUGGUCAUUGCUGGCAUUUCGAAGGGGCAAGACAGACAAGUACUCAGCAGGAUGCCUUCCAGAAACCAACCUCGUCAUACGAAUCGACGACCUGUCGAGCUUGAAGAUCCGAGAUCUACCCCCAAUCUGAAGAGAUACUCCGAGCUACCCACGUUCAGACACAGAUGUGCCCUCUGCCGCAAGCUUCGGUCUUCGGCUUACCAGAGAGAUCAUCCCAUCGCUCCGGGAGAACAACCGACCCCGGGGGUCUGUUCACGACCUGAAUGCAGCGCCCAGAAACGAGCUUGGUCUCUAUCGACGAAGCCUCCACCGGUGAUGGUCCUGGAAGUGCACUGUUACAUCUACGAGAACCCUUUCCCCGAUAACUCCACUGAGGCUCCUCUCACGGUCGAGCUCCCUGCGGCAGAGCAGGGCCGACGAAAGGAGCUACUUCGUGGUGAUGAUGAGAUGUCGGCCUGGACGCAAAAGAACCCCAACCUAUAUGAAGAUAAGCAACAAGCUCCAUGGGUCAGUCGUAUGACCAAACCAACUUUUGUACCUCGCUAAGCUGGGAGCUUUUGUAAUGGGUCAACAUCGCGUCCGUACCCACAUCAUCACGGAUCCCAGGCAUCAAUGAAUGAUUCCGUUGUGUUGUUCUAUCUGAAGAUGAUGGUCACUGAUGGAAUUGGCAAUGGAACCGCCGGCCGGUUUUGUUGGUGGAAUGUAUUGCAGGUUUUGCAACGGAUCAUGUUUGAUGAGAUUCAGAUAUUGUUCACAUCUAUACCAUACAAUUCUAGUCACACUAUCCUCAUAGGAACUAUCAAUGGGACGGCUAGGUCAUUCUGCGA